Cinara cedri is the source of this 4213-nucleotide messenger RNA. Lineage: Eukaryota; Metazoa; Arthropoda; Insecta; Hemiptera; Aphididae. The record is from the annotation of a GenBank genome assembly.
AUGAAAAAAGGACAAUACUCUGCUCUAGACUUGUUUUUGUCGACUUCAGUGUUGGCCUAUUUGCUGUGGCCCAACACGACGAACCCCGGAUAUUAUGAUAACAUCGAGUAUAUUGCAUCGCGUAAACGAUUUGAACCCAUAUUAGUACUUACUGAAAUAAUAUUUUCUUGAACAUACCUAUAUAUACAAUAUAUGUUAUAUGUGCCUAUAUAAUACGGUUCUCGGAAUUUAAUUACUGUCGAUAAAAAAUAAGGUUAACUUGAAUAAAAAAUGUAUAAUAGUAAAAGAAAAAAAGAAAAAUAGGUCAAAUAACUCUCCAUAUUUUUACGCUAUAAAAUAAUAUAAUACUCGCAUUAGACGAAUAUUAUUAUUGUGAUCGCACCGCGUGAGACUGCAUGCGAUUGCGGUGGGCCUCUUCUUCGGAACGGUUUUAAUCUAAUGUAUCAUUUUCACAAAGUUUCUACAAGUAUAAUUUUUUAAUAUAAUAUUAUUAUUACAGCUGACCUUUAAACCUUUAUAGUUAACCGAUUAUUCCGAAUUCCGCGAGCACGGCGGCGACAGGGCGGCGUCAGCGAUUUAAAAACUUUUAGAUUGAAGGGAUCAGCAUAAAAGGCUCAACUGACAUUAUUGUUAUUUAUUUAUUUAUUUAUUUUUUUUAAAUCUUUAUAUGAUUCCAUGAAUCGAUUUGUUUUGGCGUAUUGUGUAUGUAAUUAUUUACAGUGACAUAAACGUACAUAAAAUAACCCAAAAGCAACCUAUAAUCUACACGCAUUACGCAGUAAUAGGUUUACCAAAUGUUUCCCAAUGUUACCAAUAUAUAUCUUAAUAUUUUUAACGGUUUUCGCUAAAAUCAUAGAAAAUGAAUAAUAAUAUUUGAUUAUUUUCAUAUUGAGCACCCAUCCGCCUCUAAAUAACAAAGAAAUCGAAAAGUAACCGCUUUUCAAAGACCACUGGAUGCAGUAAAGACAUAUUACACAUACAUAUAUACAUAUAUAGACGUGCGAAGCCUCUUUUUUGGGGCAUACAAAAGGCUGCUAUUAGCGGCCAUGAAAGUUUUUUAAAAAUAUCUGAAAAAAAAAUAUACACAAAUAUUGAAAUGUCUUACCAACUGUUGAAUUAAAAAUGUAAUUUUUACUAAAAAUUCAAAUUGAAUUACAACACAAAAAGUACAUAUUUUGCAAAUAUUUAAUUCAACUCAUAAUAUAAUAUUUGUGGACCCCACGGAUGCAGCCCCUUAAUCCAAGCCUGGUGUUCAGAGUAUGCAGCUGCAUAUCCUGCAUACCCACGUGCACGCAUAUGCAUGUAUAUGGAGAUAUUCAAUUGAUAUAAGGAUGUUAUAUGAAAUAAUUUUUAGUUUUAACUCGCACCUUUUUAUCUAUUGAACACUUUGGAUAUAUCUGAGAACACUUAAAACACUGAGUAUUCAAAAUGAGACUAAAAAUUAUAUAAAUACCUACUCACAUAUUCGUAUCAAAAUUACCUGAACAUUUCCGAAAAAAAUGGUUUCCUCUCAGAAUCGUGGAACAAAAAUAUGAAAUAUUUGGAAAAUUUAAAAAUAAUACUUUUGUGAACCGAUUUUUUCGACAAUUUUUGUAUCUUUACUAUAUGGUUUUACAAUUUUGAUAAUAAUUUCCCUGUGAUUUGUUCAGAAAAUCAUAGCCACCCCCCCACCCAAUUUUUUGUAAUAACAUUUUUCUGAAAAUGUUGAUUCGUAUAUUAGUAAUGAUACAUACACGUAACGAUUUACGAGCAAUCAAAAAAAAAAACAACAGCAGUAACUAAUACAUAUAACCGAUAACGCGAAGAAUUACAUGUUUUUUCGUUUACAAUAAUAAUGAUGAUCAUAAUAUAAUAGGUAAAUCUAUACCUAUGCUAUUUGCCACGGUCUACACGAAACUGAAAAAAAAAAACCAUAUCAAAUAAACCACUGCUGUGCACAGUUAUACAUGUCACGUAAUAAUAUUAUUAUUGCUCAAUGUAUAAAUCUAUGCAGCACACAAAUAAUUUAUGUACAUAAACCGAAAGAAGCAAUAUCGAUAAAAGAUUUCGUUAUACAGUGUGCUUAUUUCAUCCACAAAUUAGCAAUUAUCUAAGAUAACUACUUACUUUCGACUAAAAUCCGAUUUAUUCGGUAGUUAUUAAUUUUCAAACAUCAUCGACCCACACAUUAUUUUUCAUUUUUAUUUAUUCUCUUCGAAUAAAAUUGUAAUUACUAUACAGUAGUCUUGUAAAAAGAUACAAACACGGUAUUGUAAAAAUAAGUAAAUACUUUCCAAAUACAUUUAAGAAAAAAUACGGACAUUCUUGUUGAAGUUGGGAAGGUAAAAUAUAGACGGGAAUUUAAUGUCUAUCUGUAAGCAACAAUAAACCAUUGCUAACGAAAAUCUGAUUCUGAGCGAAGUUCCGUUGAUGGUGUUGCUUUGUCAACAAUUUAUGUAUGUCAUAUUAUGGUAAAAUGAUUAUAAUAAUGUGCGUUUCUAUGACAACAAUGUUUAAAAAAGAUUUAUAAAACAAUAAAAACUUAAUAACUACAAUAAAUAAAUAAAUAAAUAAAAACCGUUGCCAAUGACAACCGUUUUUUAAUCUUUUAAUAUUUUUUUAACUUAAAAAACCAUGUUUUUUUUUUCAUUAUCUCGAAUAUUAAUGAGAAUUUUAAUAAAUGAUCUCUUUAAAGUGCCACCCAAAGAACAUUUCAUUUCAAAAAAAGUUUAUGUUUAUGUUUUACAUUAUGUUUAAUAAUCAGAGUGAGAUUUUUAGUAGAAAAAGUAUUCAUAUAAAAAAAAAUUAGUAAACAUCAUUAUUUUAAAACCAAUACAUUCCUCGCUCCACUAAGAAUCUAAAAAGAAUAACUUACAAAUACAAAGGCUUCUAGAAUAUAUUUAAAUACAUAAAAGCCAACAAUUUUUUUAAAAAAAUGCAAUAGGUAUGUGUAUUGUGCAUACAUAUAUGUAUACAUAUGUAUAGUAUAUACCAAUGUCAUUUUCAAACGCUUUAUUUUUGAAUACCUAGGUACCCAUAGGCGUGCGCACGCCUAUGUAGGUAAUAAUAAUACUUUAUUGUUUUUACUACUUGCAUUACUCAUUCACAUAUUUCAUUUAUCUUUAAACAUUUUAUGAAAUAUACUGUAAUUUGAUAAUUUGAUAUUUUGUGACUUAUGUGAUCUAAUGACGAUUGUAUUUUAAGUUUUUGUAGUUAGUACUAUAAUACUACAGACUGCGUAGCAUACAAUUUUCAAUAAAUAAAUAUUAUCAUUAACAAAUGUAAAACAGUCUAUUUUAAUAUUGUACUAUCAUUUUUUAUUAUUAUUACUCAAAUAAUAAUUUUUUAUCCAUAUAGUUUUUUUUGUUUAUUUUUUCAUUCAUGUUACCAAGCCCAUCCUAUUUUAACCCAAUAAUAGACCGGCAGAUAGUCAGAUGGACUGUUUAUUUUAAAUUUUUACAGUUGUUAGAACAUAUUUACUUCUGUUUAUUAGAUAUUCGGAGCGUAUUGGUUAUACUACGAUGUAUUGAUGUGUAAUUUUUUUUCUGUUUAAAAAACUUUUCGAAAAGAAAUCUUGCUCCGUUGAGUAGAGUGUAGCAAUUUUUCUACAUGUUUUGAUUUUUCAAGAGGUUGUAAAAAUAAUUUGGAAAGAAAAUUUUAGGUUAGGUUGUUUUUGUUUUUAAUUUUUGUUCACUAUAUUUUCUACCAUACAUUUUGCGCCAGUAGAAAAAUAAACAAAAGAUCUUUUUUGUUGAAUAGAAAUAUUGAUUUUAUUCAUUAAAUUAUUUCUAGUUGGUAACUAAGAGAUUAGUUUAAUAAUUGAACAAAACUGAAAAAUAUGUAGAAAGUAUCAUGUGGUUCCAUUCAAAAGGAGGUUAUGGUACCUAGAAAUUAAUCUAGACUCCCACCUCACCUUCAGCGGCUAUCUCCAUACAGUGUCCGGCAAGGUAUUCCAAACCUAUUGGACCUAUUGGUUAUUGGAUGUCUUAUAGCUAACCUUGGAGAAUCUACCCAGUCCAAGAGGGUUUUUCUGAUGUCCGUGGUCAGUAGCUUAGUUUAUGUAUGCCAUUUCCACGUGGGCCGACAAAGCAACCAAGUACGUGAUCUGUCGCAAUUCCAUGCUACAUCAACAGCCGUUGUCAUCACUAAUGCUUCGAAGAUAGAUGAUCCGGACAGGUCAGAGUCGACUAUGUUGAUCCGAAGAAUUGAGCAUGACAUCGUGAUUGCUGCUUAG